Messenger RNA from Dentiscutata heterogama, 513 nucleotides. NCBI's taxonomy places the organism in Eukaryota, Fungi, Glomeromycota, Glomeromycetes, Diversisporales, Gigasporaceae. The record is from the annotation of a GenBank genome assembly.
AUGCUAUCUGACAUCAGCGAGCCCGGACCUGGUUUCGAAUAUUUCUUGAAAAUUCACUGUCAAGACUGGGAUGCAAUUCAAUAUCAUGAAGCGUGGAAAGAUAGUAAUUUGGGUCUAGAUAAAGCAGUUGUAACAAGAAGUUUUUGCAAACAAAUACAGAAGAUAAAAGAAAAUGGCACAGAAGAGGAAAGGAAAAAUGCGAUACGUCUCGAAAAUCAAUUCAAGCUACCCAUGGAACUACGUCUUCGCAUGGUUAAGGACCACGUCUCCGCUGUUGGCUACAGCUACCCAUGGAACUACAUCUUCGCAUGGUUAUGGACUACGUCUCCGCUGAAGACGGGGCGUAUCGAUAACUUUUGGUUGAGAUCUUUACCUGGGCUGAAGAGCAAUAAUGUUAGAGAGAAUGAAAAAAUAAACGCAGAAAAUAUAUUUUUAUCUUGUAAUUUAUCCUGCGAUGGAGUACAGUUUGCUGGUACUGGUAAUAUUAUUCAGGGACAUAAACAACCUUAUAAA